Messenger RNA from Limulus polyphemus (Atlantic horseshoe crab), 2179 nucleotides. Its product is annotated as acetylcholine receptor subunit alpha-like 1. The record is from RefSeq and is a predicted model, not a curated record. Lineage: Eukaryota; Metazoa; Arthropoda; Merostomata; Xiphosura; Limulidae. Gene Ontology annotation, cellular component: postsynaptic membrane; synapse; neuron projection. Gene Ontology annotation, molecular function: transmembrane signaling receptor activity; acetylcholine-gated monoatomic cation-selective channel activity. Bases 478 to 1815 code for a protein of 445 amino acids. Gene Ontology annotation, biological process: chemical synaptic transmission; nervous system process; monoatomic ion transmembrane transport. The transcript has 8 exons.
AAAGCUGUUCUAUUACUUCAGCCUAGAAAGCCGCUUUUGUGGAGCUGCUAUUAGUACGCCUAAAGCUGUGGGAUCUAUUUGACGUAAGAACAAACCAAGAAAAUAAAAGGAAACUUUGUAGUUUUCGAAGAAUGGAAGUGCACCCAACAGAGUAUAACAUUUCUUUGUACGGCUGUAAUGCUGUGAGAAUAUCGAUCAGUCGUCAAAAUGUAACUUCGCGAGCCUUGGAACCAAUCGCCUUGUUCGUUCCGGCUUUCUGAGGCAAUAUUGGAUUUCAAAUGACCCAUCCAUCUCAUGUCAUUUCGGCAUACAGAUGGAUUGUUUUAGGUUUGAUCGAUUGGGUCUGUUUUUCUUUGAGAGAACGCAGUGGAAGUUAUGAAAAGGAAAGUUUUAAGGAAACAGCUGAUACCAAAAUAGCCAAUUUCCGCUAUUUCAUCACGUCUUGACCGCUCCGCAUUGAGUCUGAAGAGCCAGAUUAUGACAACGAACGUUUGGGUGGAGCAGGAAUGGAAGGAUUACAAGUUGCGUUGGGACCCUGAAGAAUACGGAGGCGUCUCUAAACUUCACGUGCCAGCGGAGCAGAUAUGGCUGCCAGACAUAGUCUUGUAUAACAAUGCUGACGGCAAUUACGAAGUGACCAUCAUGACCAAAGCUGUCCUGCAUUCCGACGGUUUGGUCAUUUGGCGACCACCAGCAAUCUACAAGAGCUCGUGCGAGAUGAACGUUCAGUAUUUCCCCUUUGACGAACAAACUUGCUUUAUGAAAUUUGGUUCCUGGACGUAUGAUGGCUACACGGUUGACCUGAAACAUAAGCACCAAUCAGAAGAUACCGAAGAAAUUGCCAUUGGAAUUGACUUGAGUGAUUUUUACUUAAGUGUCGAAUGGGACAUCAUGGCCGUGCCUGCGAGACGCAAGGAGAAGUUUUACAGCUGUUGCGACGAACCGUAUCCUGAUAUCACCUUUAAUAUCACUUUACGACGGAAAACUCUUUUCUAUACUGUCAAUCUCAUUAUUCCUUGUGUGGCAAUCUCGUUUCUGUCAGUUGUAGUGUUUUACUUACCCUCAGAAAGCGGAGAGAAAGUGUCAUUAAGUAUCUCGAUUGUACUCUCGUUAGGCGUGUUCUUCCUGUUACUCUCGGAAAUCAUCCCCCCGACCUCCCUGACGGUUCCCUUGCUUGGAAAAUAUCUCCUUUUUACUAUGAUAUUGGUGUCAUUUUCUGUGUUUGUCACAAUAGCUGUUCUGAACGUCAAUUUCCGGUCACCAUCCACCCACCACAUGGCACCUUGGGUCCGUACGGUCUUCCUAGAAAUCUUGCCCAAGAUCUUGAGAAUGAAGAGACCUCAAGAAAGCGAAGAAGAAACACAACCCGAUGUAAAGCUUGAAGGCAGAAGUUUUGACGGUGUUGAGAUGAGGCAUCCUGGACCUGCUGAUAAACCAGGAUUUUUAGAAUACGAGUGUUCCUUCCAUGGGACAAGCUACACAGUGGCUGGUGUCGGGGAUGACGUGGAUCCUGAUGUUAGUCCUUCUGCUCUUCAGGAGAGGAAACUGUGUCCUGAAUUGGAAAGAGCUGUCUUAAACGUGCGUUUUAUUGCUCAACAUAUGGAAAACCGGGAUAGUUAUUCGGAGAUUGAAGGAGACUGGCAGUUUGUUGCAAUGGUCUUAGAUCGCCUAUUCCUUUGGAUAUUUACACUGGCCUGUGCUAUUGGGUCGGCAUGCAUCAUUUUAGAGGCGCCAUCUCUCUAUGACGACCAACAGCCGAUCGACGUGGUUCUUUCCAAGAUGGCACCAUCUCGUCUGCAUCAUCUCAAAGACUAAUACUUUCUCAUUUUAAAGUAAUUUUUUUUAUUUAUGGAAGUGAAAUACCACGAGGGUUAUUUUCUUUAAUUUUGGAUAAUGUUAACUUGAAGCAUUAAUGCUCAGUUAGCAGUUGUUUUUGAUAAUUAUAAAAGCAGGAUUUGAAUGUGUACAAUCACAGAUUUGAUUUAUUGUUAAAGUCAGUUAGAGAAUUAACUUUCCGGUGAGUUGACAAAUUAUUAUAUUCAGUAACAACAUCUUUACAGUGAGCCGAACAAUUUUUCCCUUUAAUUCCAACUAUUGUUGUAUGAAACAUUAAAUACCUGAAAUGUUCAAAGCAAAUGAUCGAUGUAAUAUGCCUAUAAAAAUGGUUUAAAAAAAUGUA